CCAACCACAUCAUCAAUUCGCUGAUGACACAAAUUUCUGAGGGUGCACAUCACAAAGCAUCUCACCUGGUCCAGCAACACCAAGUCGCUCUGCAAGAAGGCACAACAGCGAUACACUUUCUCCACCUGCUAAAAAGAGCAAGUCUCCCUCCACCCCUACUCACCACAUUCUACAGGAAUACAUUGAGAGUGUGCUGACCAGUUGCAUCAAGACCCUCCAAUGGACAGUGAACACAGCUGCAAAGAUCAUCAGUGCCCCUUUCCCCUCCCUCCUGGACAUUUUCCUUAAACGAUGCUCCAGCAAAGCCACCAGCAUGGUAAAGCACCUCACCCAUCCCUCCUACAGUCUCUUCCAGCUCCUACCACUAGGAAGGUGUUAUCGGAGCAUCAUAGCCCGCUCAGCCGGAAUGCUCAACAGCUUUUUGUCCCUACAUACAAGCUCACUUGACACUUAUAUUUUCACAAAAAAAUAUAUAUUAUGUAGGAUGAUUUUUUUUUGUACAAAAAACUAAUAAUGUAUUUCUAUUAUUUGAUCUCUCUGUAUCACAAGUGUAUUGUAGGUCUGAAUCUUUAUCAGUAGAUGGAGCCACAUUCACCAUGAUUAUAUUCCAACAAGAAUGUAGCAGUAAGCAAAAAAAGAAAAACCAUCAUUUGAAAAGGCUUGUGAGGAAAACCUGCCUCCUAAGAAUAUGAUCACAGUCACCUCGUGUGUGAACCACAGCAGUCUUCCAGAAUUUACAGUGGAAUAUAUCACACAUGUUCACAAUGCUCAGGAUCUGUUUUUGCUUAAGUGUUGUCGUCCACUUCGCAGUGUCUCAGGAGGCAGAGGAGCCAAUCACAUACACGUGCACUGAAGGUUAUGAAUUUGAUGUUGAAAAGCAAAGCUGCAAAGAUAUAGAUGAGUGCAAGACCGUUCAGGAAGCCUGCAAAGGGGGGAUGAAAUGCAUCAACCAUUUUGGAGGAUACCUCUGCCUGCCCCACAAUGCUCAGAUAAUUGUGAGUAACGGUGAGGCUGAGACCACUACGGCCCCACCAGUGGAUACGGGUGUCAGAAGAGUAGUUCAGCCUGCUGUACCCCCCAUCUCAUCUGGCACUUAUUCAAGAGUCAUUCCAGGUUCAUCUUAUACACUCCAAUGUAGUGCCGGUUUCAUACUGGACUCUCAGAACUUCUGCAGAGAUGUGAAUGAAUGUGCCACCACCAACCCCUGCCAGCAUCAAUGCUACAACCUGAUUGGCUCGUACAUCUGCCAGUGUGAAGUUGGGUACGAACUGGCUUCAGACUCGGUCUCCUGUCAAGACAUUGAUGAGUGUGACUUCUCUAACUACAUGUGCCAGUUCCAAUGUGUAAAUCAGCCCGGAGGAUACCAAUGUGCUUGUCCUGAGGGAUACCAACUCCAAGGGACGCGAAUGUGCCAAGAUGUAAACGAAUGUGAAACGGGGCACAACUGCAGAGAGGAAGACAUGUGUUGGAAUUACUACGGAGGAUUCCGUUGCUAUCCCAGAAACCCCUGCCGGGAGCCAUACGUGAAAACUGGUGAAGGUCGAUGUAGAUGCCAGUCACCCAGUGUGUGCCGGGGACUUCCACCAGUUAUCGUCUACAAGUACAUGAGCAUCUUUUCCGAACGCCAGGUCCCUGCGGAUAUCUUCCAGAUUCAAGCUACUAGUGUUUAUCCCAACAUGGUAAACACUUUCACAAUCAAAUCCGGCAAUGAGGGAGGAGAAUUCUACCUAAGGCGGUCCAGUAACGUAAGCGCCAUGCUGGUGAUGACCAAGCCUUUGACGGGACCCAGAGAACACGUUGUGGAUUUGGAGAUGGUGACCCAAAGUAACGUCUUGAGCUAUCGCUCCAGCUCGCUCCUGAGACUCACCAUUAUCGUGGGUCCAUACCCUUUCUAGAUCCUCCAGAUUGACCCAAUCAUCACCUUGGAUUUAUUCUUUGUACUACAGCUUUCUAUAUUCAGCGUUCAGCACAUGGUCAUCUGAUUGCGGUCUAGAUCAGUGGUUGCUCCCGAAAAAUGUCUAUUUUUGUAUAAAGAACAGCGCUAAACGUAAAUGAUAAAGUUAAAAUAACCCUUUUAUCAUUAAAGGUGCAGUGUGUAAUUUUUAGAAGGAUCUCUUGACAGAAAUGCAAAAUAAUACACAAAACUAUAUUAUUAGGGGUGUAUAAAGACCUUUUUAUAAUGAACCGUUAUGUAUUGCCUUAGAAUGAUACGUUUUAUCUACAUACACCGAGGGUCCCCUUACAUGGAAGGCGCCAUUUUGAGCAGCCAUGUUUCUACAGAAGCCCUUAACAGACAAAAUUAGUCUCCAACGAUGACAUGUUUGUCCGGUAGCUUCUCUAUGUGUUUCAAAAGCAAGAGGUGAGCUGUGGACUGAGCCGUUGGUUGCAAUUCACAACCUCACCACUAGAUGCCGCUAAAAUUUACACACUGCACCUUUAAUAGUAGGAACAUAUGCACUUUUUCGUUAAAAAAAGAUGAACAACGUAAGAUAAAUGAAAACCAAAUAUUCACUUUUAAUAUUAAUUGGAAAUCACAAUUAAUAUGAAAUUAUUGCCUGACAUCAUGAACAUUCACAAACAAAUAGGACAAAUCAAGACUAUUAAACACCAUUCAAUUUUGGGCCCUAAAGUAAAACUUAUUGAAAACCACUGGUCUAGAUAAUUUAAAUAUAUGCAUAUUUAAAUCUAAAAAGUGGGCUGUCUGGUUUUCACAACAUUUUCUUUGUACGAUUGAAAAUGAGUGACAUGAAGGCCAAAAGAAAAACACUAGUGGUGAAUUUAUACAAGCGGAUAUCCGAAGGACAAACAGUUUUACUCCGAAAAGCACUUAGGUUAUCUUUGACCUGGUAGUUAGAGUCCGGUACAUGGAUGCAAGUUGCAUAAUCAUCUUUAGGCUAUUUCAAACUUGUUGACUUUCCUUCUAACAUGGAAAUCUCUUUAUAAAAGUACUCAACCGGUGUGCUAUAUUUUAAGUCUUCUGAAGCCAGACAACCGCUUUGCAAGACAUUGAAAUUAAAGUCAAUAUUAUCAGAAAAAAUUCUGUCACUUUUUAUAUUAGUAACUCAACGGUACAUAAAGGUAUUAAAUGUAUACAUAUCUUUACCUAAAUGGUACAUAUUAGGACAUUUAUUAAAGGGUACCGUCCCAGUGACAGCUUGGGAGCAUUUUUUAAAACAGUCUAGAUUAUAUUUUUUAACAAACGAUGCAAAUAUGACUUUAAUAGAAUUAUGCAUGAUUUUGGUAACAGUAAUGAUGCUUUUUUCAUCAGUCCCUAUUCAGUUUAAUUAUAAAUGUGACAUUCUGCAUAAAAUCUACUUUAGUUUUCCACAAAAUAAAAUAAAGUCAUACAGGUUUGGAUCGGCCUGCAUUUUCAUGUUUUAGAUAAACUGCUCCUUUAUUCUGCAUGCAUUUCUAUCAUGCAUGCAACCAGAACAUAAAUCAAAACGUUAUCAAAUGAAUCCAUGCGUUCAUCACCAGGACUCUCUUUAGUUCUUGGCAGGGGGAAAACUGUUUUAUAGGUGGAACAUGUGGAUAAAGCAAAAGUCUUAGGUGGAACAGUGCGUGUUGUAAUCUAAUGGCAUCCUUAGCUAAUGGAAAUAUCUGAAUGCGACCUCCGCCUAGCAAAUGCUGCAGAAAUGACCUCCCAUCCUAUGAGAAUAAGGCAAUAAUGUUUUGGAAACAGAAGUGAUGUUUUUAGAAAAUUGCUGGCGAGGGUUUUGGGUCACAUAAGCAAUGGAACUGUUGCCUAACAUAUCUGUAAGGUUGCCAGAGCGCCGUUUGAUCUUGUGCAGUGUUUCUUAUUGAUGGUCCAUGACAAAAACUGUUGCGUCACACCAAAUGCCCCUAGAGAUGUGACCGUGGGUGAGGCUGAAACGGUUUACCACGUUGUAUGAAAUUUUAUUUUGGCAAGCAUCCUCGGUUGCAUCGAGAUCUGAUCUGAAGUAAUGCAAUGCGAUGGAUGCUUGCCAAUCAAAUAUAUAUGUUUUAUAUAUAUUAUCUAUUUUCUUAUGAUUUUUGACGGUGAAUGCUCCCUUUUAUUUCUCUAAUUGAGAUUGCUCAUAUAUAUAUAUAGCCUAAUCUAAAUUCAAUUUAACUCUACUCAGUAUAAUAAAGAGAUUUUUUUAUUUUGUAGCUGAAUGUCAAUUGGAUUUGCACCUGUCUAUUAGAAAUAAUCUGUAUUUUCAGUUUAUUCUCAAAUUGCACUUUUUUAAUCAUAUGUAGCCCUUGUGCCAUUUAUCCUGCUGUAAUGUUUUUUUUUUAAAUAAAAAAAAUUAAAUAACAAGUG
Misgurnus anguillicaudatus (oriental weatherfish) is the source of this 4285-nucleotide messenger RNA. NCBI's taxonomy places the organism in Eukaryota, Metazoa, Chordata, Actinopteri, Cypriniformes, Cobitidae. The record is from RefSeq and is a predicted model, not a curated record.